AUCCAAAAAUAUACAACAAUGAAAAAUUUCUCAGUUUUUCUAUUCGUGUUUGGUCUUUGCAUGCUUGGUCAUGUAUCAGGAGCCGGAAUCAGGAUUGCGAACGAACUCAAAUUCAAGAAACUCCUAUGGAUGAGAUGCUAUUCCAAAGAUGACGUUUUAGGUCCAAGAAUAAUACCAAUCGGACAACAUUUUACAGACUACUUUAGCACUAACUUUUUGGGUACGACACGUUUCAUGUGUACUUUGAGACAGGGGCCAAAUUAUAGACACUAUCAGAAUUUUACAGCGUUUAAACUUUUUAGUCAUACGGAUCAUGGAGGCCUAUGGGACUGGAGAGCUAGAGAAGAUGGGAUUUAUUUAAAGAAAGAAGGUGGUUUACAUAUUAGGAAUCCAGUUAAUAUGCAUAAAGCUUAUGAUUGGAUAUAUUAAAAACGUUACGAGUUUGUCUUUACGAUUGGAUAUAGCUACUUGAAUCUAUCUUUUAUGUUUAAAAUCUUGUAAGAACUCAUUUGUGAUUCAUUUCAUUGUUUGUAAAUGAUCUGUAAGAUCAUUUUGUGUUGUUAAAACUAUACAAAACUUCUA
Messenger RNA from Capsella rubella, 582 nucleotides. Its product is annotated as S-protein homolog 17. Bases 19 to 429 code for a protein of 136 amino acids. The transcript has a single exon. The record is from RefSeq and is a predicted model, not a curated record. NCBI's taxonomy places the organism in Eukaryota, Viridiplantae, Streptophyta, Magnoliopsida, Brassicales, Brassicaceae.